This is a messenger RNA of Tilletiaria anomala UBC 951, 4452 nucleotides long. RefSeq names its product putative sulfite reductase cys-4. Gene Ontology annotation, cellular component: sulfite reductase complex (NADPH). Gene Ontology annotation, molecular function: iron-sulfur cluster binding; heme binding; sulfite reductase (ferredoxin) activity. The record is from RefSeq and is a predicted model, not a curated record. Gene Ontology annotation, biological process: sulfate assimilation. The transcript is spliced from 2 exons. NCBI's taxonomy places the organism in Eukaryota, Fungi, Basidiomycota, Exobasidiomycetes, Georgefischeriales, Tilletiariaceae. The coding region runs from base 1 to 4452 and encodes 1483 amino acids.
AUGACUUGUACAUCCACCUCGGCCGCGGCCGCGGCCGUCGCGCGGGUGGCAGCAUACUCGUCCGGUGCGAUCCUCCUCACAACUCGCGCCUCUGCAACUUCCCCUUACGCAGCGACACUCGAGGCGCUGCAGGACCAGCGUGCCUUUGCGCCCGAGCAGCUCGAGGCCGUCCCGCAGCAGGCAGAACUUGCGCACUCACUUGUGCGGCUUGCCCAAAAGCAGCUGCAGCAGGAGCAAACGGGGAGAUUGGCCACGCUGCUCGCCGUCUCGGACCGACAUGUCCUCACCCGAUUCCUGCCCUACCUCUCCCAGCUCAUCAAUCUUCCCAUCGCCAUCCACGUCGCGCUGCCAGCAGGUGGCGACCACUCGGACGUGCUUGCGCUUCGCUCGUCCGGUCUUGCGCUGAUUUACAGCUCAACCGCGCAGCAGGCGCAGGCUCACGCUAUUGUAGCUUCCAAGGCUGCGCUCGGGGCCCGCAAGGCCGUAUUGCACUUUUUCGAGUUGGAAAGCGAGAAAGGAGAUAGUAGCUUCGAAGAGGUACCCGAGCUUGACCUCAAGCAGUUCUUCCAGCGCACAUCUUCGACGCAGACGAACGGCCGCGCGAAUGGCCAUGCCAACGGAAAUGGUCACAGCAACGGAAGCGUAGACGGAACGGUCCAGGUCCAGUCUUCGGCAGCACCAGCAUUCAGCGAUCUCAAAGAGGCGCUGCUCGAUGCGUACGCCCGGGUCACCGAUAUAACUGACUCCGAGGUUGCACCGUAUACUCUCUCUGGGGACAAUGAGCAUCGAAUUGUUGUGGCGCUCGGUAGAGGCGCCAAACAUCUUGCCGCCGACUUUUCCGUCGUCGAGAUUGGCCUUGUGCGCCCGUCCCUUCUGUUUGAGCAACACGGUGAGCUCUUGACGAAGGCAUCGACAGUUGCGGUGCUUGAAAAGACCGGCAAGCGCACCACGCGGCUCGGGCCCGUCUUUACGGACAUUGUUACCGGCUUGCACGAUGUGUCUGUCACGCCGCCCACGAUUGUCGGUGCGUCACUCGGUCACAUCAGCGAGACAUCGGCGGCCGAAGCGAGCGCUGCGGUCACUGCUGCGCUCGAGAGCAAGAGCCAUGGCGCUCUCAUCGGCGCACUACCCUCGCCAGCAGCCCAGUCCGCUACCGCCGGUGCUGAGCCACCGCACGUCCCUAAGCAUGAGAAAGCAUACCACUCGAUGCUCGAGCAGGUCUUCGACGCGCGGCUGCACGUCGUCAACUCACCUGCUGACACUUCAGACUUACACCCUGCUGCUCACAGCCCAGAGUACGCGUUCGGCCAGAUCCUCGCGGACUUUGAGAAGCGAGAUGAGCUCGUCGCGCAGGCGCAGGAGGCUCUGCGUGCUGGUCGUCUUGAGCCCCGUGUCCACGAGCUGCUCACACGUUUCGUGCAGCUCGUUGACUCGGACGCCGAGCAAGCAGCACUGGCCGGAAAGGAGCUCGCAUCGCUCAUUGCAGAGUCUUCAUCGUCUGGCUCAGCACUGCAAAAUGUGCAGAAGUUGCUCCCUGCUGUGACCAAGCAAAAGUCGCGCUGGAUCAUCGGCAGCGACGCCUGGGCGUACGACACGGGCAUGAGCGGCGUGCACCACGUCAUUGCGUCCGGCAAGAACGUCAACAUGCUCAUCUUCGACACCCUCCCGUACACCAAGCGUGAUAGCGUCGACGCAGACAAGCGCAAGAAGGACAUUGGGCUGUACGCGAUGAACUAUGGUAACGCGUACGUCGCUAGUACAGCCGUCUAUGCGGACUACACGCAGGUGCUGCACGCGCUCCAGGAGGCCGACCGCUUCAACGGCCCCUCAAUCGUUCUGGCGUAUGUUCCCUUCCGCACCGAGCAGGCACCCGCGCUCGAGGUGCUCAAGGAAACCAAGCUCGCCAUUGACUCAGGCUACUGGCCGCUCUUCCGCUGGGACCCAAGCGCCGAGGCGCGCGGCGCGGACGUCUUCCGCCUCGACGGCGCGCGCGUGCGCGAGCAGCUCAAGCAGUUCCUCGAUCGCCAGAACCACUUGUCGUACCUUUCCAACGCCCAGCCGCAGCUGUCAUACGACCUCGCCGCAUCGCAAGGCAGCGGCUUGCUCGCCGCGCAGAAGCGCAAGGCAAAGCAGGCCUAUGACGCCCUGCUUAGCGCCAUGGACGGCCCACCGCUGUUGCUUCUGUACGCAUCGGACGGCGGUAACGCCGAAAAGGUCGCCAAGAAGCUCGGCGUGCGUGCGCGCGCACGGGGCCUCGCGGCACGUGUGCUCGCCAUGGACGACUUCCCCGUCGCGGACGAGCUCAAGCAGGAGAAGAACGUCGCCUUCGUCACAUCUACCGCCGGCCAGGGCGAGUUUCCGCAGAACGGCAGGGAGACGUGGAAGACGCUGAACAACCGUCUCAGCGACGGCAUCUUUGCCGGCUCCGAGCUCAAGUACGCCGUCUUUGGCAUGGGCGACAGCCACUACUGGCCCAGGCCAGAGGACGCACACUACUACAACAAGUCCGGUAAGGACCUGGAUGCGCGCUUGUCUGUGCUUGGUGCAGAGAGGAUGAUCGACUUGGGUCUCGGUGACGACCAGGAUGCAGACGGCUGGCAGACGGGCUACAAUGCUUGGGAGUCCCUCCUUUGGAAGGCGCUCAGCGUCGACUCGAUCGAGGUCAAGGAGGCCGAGCCGGAGCCGAUCACCAACGAGCACAUGAAGAUUGCAUCCAACUACCUCCGUGGUACCAUCCGGGAGGGUCUAGCAGACACCUCGACUGGCGCGAUCGCCGAGGCCGACACGCAGCUCACAAAGUUUCAUGGCACGUACAUGCAGUACGACCGCGACACUGUCGAGGAGCGCAAGGCUGCGGGCCUGGAACCCGCGUACAGUUUCAUGAUCCGCUGCCGCAUUCCCGGUGGUGUUGCCACGCCCCAGCAGUGGCUGCAGCUCGAUGAUGUCGCUGAAAAGUACGGCAACCAGACGCUGAAGAUCACCACGCGCCAGACGCUGCAGUACCACUGCAUCGUCAAGAGCAACCUCAAGGCUGCCAUGCAAGGCAUCAACAAGAGCAUGCUCGACACCAUCGCCGCGUGCGGUGACGUCAACAGGAACGUCAUGUGCACCCCGCUCCCAUCGCUUUCACAGCUGCACGAAGACACGUUCGCCUUCUCCAAGAGUAUUUCCGAGUACCUCCUUCCGCGCAUGAACGCCUACCACGAGAUCUGGCUCGACAAGGGCACCGACAGCAGCAAUCAGCUUCUUAUCGGUGGCGCUCUCAAGGACUACGAGCCGUUGUACGGUCCGUACUACCUGCCGCGCAAGUUCAAGAUUGCCAUCGCUGUGCCCCCACGUAAUGACACGGACUGCUUCGCCCACGACAUUGGCCUCAUCGCUAUCGCUGACCCCAAGACUAAGCGUCUCGCAGGAUUCAACCUCAGCGUCGGAGGCGGCAUGGGCGUCACGCACAGCAUGAAGAUCACAUAUCCACGUCUCGGUGACGUCAUCGGCUUUGUUACGCCGGAGCAGACGCUCGAGGCGUGCAAGGAGGUCAUGCUCAUUCAGCGCGACACGGGCAACCGCACCAACAGGAAGCAGGCGCGCCUCAAGUACACCAUCGACAAGUACUGGAAGGGUCCCGAGAACUUCAGGGCGGAGCUCGAGCGUCGCCUGGGCUUCAAGCUCGAGGCGCCGCGGCCGUACAAGUUUACCGAGAAUACUGAUAGGUACGGCUGGUACAAAGACCACAAGGACGCUUGGCACUGUGGUCUCUGGCUCGAAAACGGGCGGGUAAAGGACACGCCUGAGGCGCCUUUCCGCACCGGUCUGCGCGAGCUAGCCAAGUUUCACAAGGGCCACUUCCGUAUGACACCCAACCAGCACAUCAUCGUCUCGGACGUGAGCGAUGCGGACAAGCCGGCCAUUGUAGCGCAUCUCAAAAAGUACAAGAUGGACAACUGGAACCUCUCCGGCCUUCAGCUAUCCGCAUCCGCAUGCGUUGCCUUCCCCACGUGCGGCCUCGCCAUGGCCGAGUCUGAGCGCUACCUGCCUGUGCUGGUCGAGAAGGUGGAGAGGCUCUUCCUCAAGAACGGACUGCGCGACGACGAGGUGACAAUGCGCAUGAGCGGCUGCGCCAACGGCUGCUCGAGACCAUGGCUCGGCGAGAUUGGCUUUGUCGGCAAGGCGCCCGGAAGCUACCUGAUGCUGCUCGGCGGUGGUCAUGCCGGUCAGCGACUUAACAAGAUCUUCCGCGACGGCGUCGGCGAGAAGGAGAUCCUCGAGCUACUCGAGCCGAUGAUCGCGCGCUACGCACAGGAGCGCAUCACUGGCGAGGCGUUCGGAGAUUGGGUCAUUCGCGCUGGCAUCAUUGCUCCCACCACUUCUGGCGCAGCGUUCUAUGACAACGUCAACACGGAUGGCUUCUCGCCAAUACCUGCGCCUAAGGUCGUCCCUGCGGCGACUGCGUGA